AUGAUUAAUAGUGAAAUAAAACUGACUAAAUUACUUUUAAAAAAUAAAAGUCAUGAUCAAUCACAAAAUGAUUUAAUCGGAAUAUUUCGAGGUCUUUCAAUACAAUUAUAUGGAACAAACAAAAAAACGUGUCAAAAAUUGACAGAACAAAUCGGAAAAAAUAUAGAUCGUAAUAGUACCACAGCUUUAUUUUCAUUUGGAAGAUUAGGUCCAAAUUCUAUCUCUUUUAGCGCAAGUUCUGAAUAUUGUUUCAAUCAACGUAAAACUAUAUUAAUUCAUGUAAUAAAUAAUAAUAUCGAAUAUUUAUCUCAAAUCGCUUAUCGAAAUACAAAAAAUUUAUUUAUAAAAAAUGAAUCAAAUCAAAUCAUUAAUAUUUCAGAACUUUUAACUGAAUGGACUCAAAAUACCACUGGUGAAUUUAUAUGGGGCAAAGAUAUCACAAACUAUAAUGUUAAUAUUCUUGGUUCUAAUUAUAAUUUAGAAAAAAUGUGGAUAAUGAAAUCAUUAGAUAAAAGUUUUCAAGACUUGUAUAAACAUUCUAAAAAGAUUUGGAAUAGAAUUUAUUUUCCUCUAUCAAAAUGGCCUAUAACAAUAAAUUCAUGCCGUCUUUUAUAUAAUGUCAAAAUCAUUCAAAAUAAAAUAGAACAAAUCAUGAAAUCUCAAUUAGCAAACGAAACAAAAUCAAUAGCUAUGGAUAUUUAUCAUAAAAAUAUCAAAUUUAAUAUCUCUAUUAAUUCUAUACGAGAUGAUUUAAUCAUUACAACAUUAUCAGGCUUGAAUAUAAUCAAAUUAACGAUAAUGUCUAUUCUUUAUCAUUUGCUCGAUGAAAAAAAUAAAAAAUGGAAAGUUUUGGUUUUAAAUGAAAUUAAAUCUAUAUUCGGAAAAGAACUAAAUUCAUCAAAAUUCGAAUAUAAAAAAUUAUCAGAAUGCAAAAUAUUAAAUGAUGUAAUAUUUGAAGUUUUACGCUAUGAAUCAGCAAAUUCACUACUUAAUAACCAAUCUAUAAAUGAUUUUGAUCUAAUUAUUGAUGACAAAAUAUAUAAAAUAAAAAAAGGAACGUAUAUCAUGUCCAAUAUAUAUCUCAUUCAUCAUGAUGAUUCUUCUUGGCCAGAUCAUGAUAAACCGUUAGAAACAUUUGAUCCAUCUAGAUUUAUUGAUAAAAACAUCAUAAAUUCUAAUUUCUUUCUACCUUUUGAAUGUAAUUUGUUAUUUAAACAAGAUAUCGAUACAAUCAAUUUUACUUUAACAAGUAAUGUAAAUUUUGAUAUUAUUCCAAAUAAACAUAAUACCUUUUCACGAGAAAUAAUACAAAUGUUAAAUGAUUCUAUUGGACAGAAAUCAUAUGUAGAAGUUUAUCCUCUUCAUAAUUAUAUUGAUAAUAUUGAUUAUGGUGUAGUUAUUUUUGGAAAUCAAGUAGGUGGAUAUAAAAGAAUAAUAGUUCGUGGAAUCAAAGCAAAAUAUAUUAAUAAAAUACAUGUUGAAUUAAUAAUUUCGAUAUUGAUAAGAAGAUUAGGUAGAAAUUGGAGAAAAAAAUUAGUUAUAGUUUGUCGAGAUGAUGUAAUUGUAAAGGAUGAAGCUAGAUUAAAUAAAGUAGUUUUUAUUCGUUUAUCAGAUAUGUUAUAUUUUUUUAGUCUUGAAAUAUAA
This is a messenger RNA of Scutellospora calospora, 1644 nucleotides long. NCBI's taxonomy places the organism in Eukaryota, Fungi, Glomeromycota, Glomeromycetes, Diversisporales, Gigasporaceae. The record is from the annotation of a GenBank genome assembly.